Messenger RNA from Hipposideros armiger (great roundleaf bat), 4345 nucleotides. It is a transcript of the gene CBX2, whose product is annotated as chromobox 2. Gene Ontology annotation, cellular component: heterochromatin; PRC1 complex. The transcript has 5 exons. The record is from RefSeq and is a predicted model, not a curated record. Bases 40 to 1641 code for a protein of 533 amino acids. Gene Ontology annotation, biological process: negative regulation of transcription by RNA polymerase II. Lineage: Eukaryota; Metazoa; Chordata; Mammalia; Chiroptera; Hipposideridae.
GCGGCAGGCGCCGCGGUAGGCGGGCGGGCGCGCGGCAGCAUGGAGGAGCUGAGCAGCGUGGGCGAGCAGGUCUUCGCCGCCGAGUGCAUCCUGAGCAAGCGUCUUCGCAAGGGCAAGCUGGAGUACCUGGUCAAGUGGCGCGGCUGGUCCUCCAAACACAACAGCUGGGAGCCAGAGGAAAAUAUCCUGGACCCACGGCUGCUCCUGGCCUUCCAGAAGAAGGAACAGGAGAAGGAGGUGCAGAACCGGAAGAGAGGCAAGCGGCCCAGGGGCAGGCCACGGAAGCACACGGUGAUGUCCUCCUGUAGCCGGCACUCCAAGCUCAAGGAACCUGAUACCCCCUCCAAAUGCAAAUCCAGCAGCUCCUCCACGUCAUCCUCGUCCUCGUCCUCGUCCUCAGAUGAAGAGGACGACAGUGACUUAGAUGCCAAGAGGGGUCCCCGGGGCCGCGAGACCCAUCCGGUGCCUCAGAAGAAGGCGCAGAUCCUGGUGGCCAAGCCAGAACUGAAGGACCCCAUCCGGAAAAAGCGGGGCCGCAAGCCCCUGCCCCCGGAGCAGAAGGCAGCCCGGAGACCCGUGAGCCUGGCCAGGGUGCUGAAGACCGCCCGGAAGGACCUGGGGGCGCCGGCCAGCAAGCUGCCCCCUCCGCUCAGUGCCCCUGUGGCUGGCCUGGCUGCCCUGAAGGCCCACGCCAAGGAGGCCUGCGGUGGCCCCAGCGCCAUGGCCACGCCAGAGAACCUGGCCAGCCUGAUGAAGGGGAUGGCCGGCAGCCCCAGCCGCGGCGGCAUCAGCUGGCAGAGCUCCAUUGUGCACUAUAUGAACAGAAUGAGCCAGAGCCAGGCCCAGGCCGCCAGCCGACUGGCGCUCAAGGCCCAGGCCGCCAGCAAGUGCAGCCUCGGGCUGGACCUCAAGGUGAGGACGCAGAAGGGGGAGCUGGGGUUAAGCCCUCCAGGAAGCAAAGUCCCAAAGGCCCCCAGCAGUGGCGGUGUGGAGCAGAAAGUGGGGAACGCAGGGGGCCCCACACACGUCCACAGCAGCAGCAGGGUCCCCGCCAGUUGCCUGGGCCCCCAGCCUAUACCCACCCAGGAGCUGAGUCUCCAGGUCUUGGACUUACAGAGUGUCAAGAAUGGCACACCUGGGAUGGGCAUGGUCUCCCGCCAUGCCACUGCCACCAAGAGUGUCCCUGCCACCACGCCAGGCACUGGGAAAGGCGGUGGGGCUGGCCCCACCGGGGGCAGCGGGCCUGGCAUGCUGACCGACACCAGCAAGAGUGAGAAGCUGGCCUCCAGGGCAGCAGCUCUGCCCAGCCCUCCAGGCAAGAGGGACUGUGUCAAGGGCAGUGCAGCCCUCGGAGGGCAGGAGCUGGGCCCUGGGGCCCCGGGAGACGGGCGCAAGGUGGCCAUGCUAUCAGAGAUGAGCACCGGUGAGGAGAACAGCAGCUCCGACUCAGACCCCGACUCAGCCUCGCCCCCCAGCGCUGAGCAGAACCUGUCGGUGUCGGUGCAGACCAGCCAGGACUGGAAGCCCCCCCGCAGCCUCAUCGAGCAUGUCUUUGUCACCGAUGUCACCGCCAACCUCAUCACGGUCACGGUGAAGGAGUCCCCCACCAGUGUGGGCUUCUUCAGUCUAAGGCAUUACUGACUCCGCAGCCGCCGCUGCCGGGGCCUCCCCUGCCCUUCUCUGGCCUCUGGUUUUCUUCCAAUAAGUGACCCCCACCCCAGAUCCUCUGCAGGGGCUGCAUGGCCUCCUUCGAGAGCAGGCGUGGAAGGCCUCCUGGACCCCGGCCUUGCUGUGACAUCGGGCCAGGGCGCUCCCUUGAUGCCUUGCCAGGGCCUGGCCUGGCCCUGUUCCUACCUCUGGGCCUUCACUUCGCUUCCUGUUGGCCUCAGGAAGUCUGGGCCGCCACCUGCAGCUGGAGCCAAACUGAACUGCCUGUGAUGACGGUGGUCGGUUUUCUUCCCGAUUUCCCUGGGACACAGGUGUUAGAGGAGGGAGAUUCUGAUGCGGCUUGGCUGUUCCUGCCCAGUGGUGGCAAGAGAAAGUGUACUGGGGGGUAGGCGAGAGUAAUAACUGCAGCCCCCAUUGUUGGGCUGGGAGGGGCAAGUCCUAGCACUGUUGCACCUGAAGAGCCUCAGAGUUUUGGGGAGCAGGAGAAGGGUGUCACUCUAGCUGCCCUCCUUUUCUGCUGGCCUGUGCGAGGACUCCCUCAGUCCUGUCUCUGGCCCCACAGACUGUCCCCAGCGCCUGAGGAAGGAAGGAGUGAGGGCAGUUGCUGGACGUGGGUCCCCCACGUCCUGCAGGCUGCCUGCUGUUGUGUAGGGGCUUGGCCGUAGUUCCCAUCCAUGGAAACGGCACCACCUUUCCCUGACAAUCCUCCCACCUUUGGGAGUUCCAUGUUCUCAGCUGAGGAGCUAUAGCCCUGUACCACUUGGGAAAUGGGACAAAAUUGGAGUGGCCCUCCUGGCAGAGGGCCCCCAGAAAGGCUGCAUCUGCCAACCCAACUGCCCCCCUCAGGUGGCCGAAUUAGGAGCUAGCUGCCUGAAUGGCUCCUGACCAGCGUCAGAACUGUUAACAGAGAGGUGGGUCAGUGCAUGGGGUCAUAGGUCUUUGUGAUGCCAAAAAGAAAAAAGGGGUUUGGGGGGCUCCCUUUCUGGUUUCAGUUAUUGGUUAAAGUCAACCAGUAGAUGUGGGGUUCUUCCUUAAUCCCCAAAGCCUUGAGUGCAGGGGACAGCCCAGACUUACGCAGUGGACUCUGGUUCCUGCUGGAGGGGCCUGCUAGAGCCCCCGUCUCCGCAGUCCCUCACCCUCCAUGCCAAAUAGGACGACAUGGCUUUUGUGUAGCCAAAACAAUUUCAGCAGUGUGCCUUUGGGGACAGCUCAUGUCCAGGACCUCUGAGGGACAUCCAGAUGCAGCAGGAGUGGUGCCCACCUUGGCAGACUUGAGGGCUUGGAGUCCCAGACAACCAGGCGGAAACUGGAAAGUGGGCACUGGAGGGAGACUUGCCCCUCCUCUGUCUCAGCAGGGAGCGACUCCAGCUCACUGCACAGCCUGAAAGAAGGAUCCCAGCAGACUGGGCCAUGGCUCCAGCCUCCCCUGUCCCCAGACACCCAGGUGCCCCCUGGGUAUGACUAUAAAGGGGCCCCCCUAGGCUGCCCCCCCCCAAGGGGAGCUGACGGCCUCCAGGCUUUGCGGCUUCUUUCCUGCUGGCACCGUGCUGCCUUAAGAGGCUGCAGAGCCAGACCAAGAGCAGCUCCCCUGCAAAGCCCAUGGGGCAACCCUGGGCAUCCAGGAGCUGUGGGCUGACCUGACACCCCCAGCAGCCAGGUCUCCAACCCCGACUUGGUGCCUUUCUGUUUACCAGCUAUUUCAAUCCCAAAGUUUGAAUCUGCAAACACCUUACUCCAGCCACUUCUGGCUGUGUUGUGUUUUUCUUGUUUGUGACGCCAAGCAGUUUGUGUUUAUGUGGGCGCGUGUGCAGGUGUGACAGCCUUCGCUGGAGUUGGACCAGGUGCUCAGAGUUGGUCAUGUUUACCAAUAAAUAAAAUUAGUACUUUUUUAUUUGCUGCUAUGUGUGUGUGUGCACGUGUGUCUAACCAUCAGUCACACAUCCAACGAGAUUCCUUGUUGGUUCGUUUUGCAGGGGUUCCAACCUACGUGACUGCGUGGAAUGCAUCCCGGUGUAUGUUGAAUGGGUAUUUUAAUCCUAUCGCGUCUUUCUGUUUGCUUCUGUAAUGGGUAGGAAGAAAUGGCUAGUCUGUCCCCUUUAAAGGGUUUGCCAUAUUUCUAUGUAUCUUUUGGUACCAAAAAGAGUGUUCCUUUGUAAAUUUGGUACACUCAAAGUUCUGGCCUGACUAAGGGCUCUGGGCCUAGAGGUUUCAUUAGGAAAAAAAAUUGGGGAAAGGACCAGAGCUUUGGACCGGUGCCAAUCACUGGCAUGAUCUGUGUUUUUUAAUUUUUUUAUAAAAAGCCAAAUCAUUCAUGUAUGCCACUUCUAAUUGCUUUAAACUGGCUGUUUGUUUGUUUUCUUAAAAGAGAACAAAAGUGGAUAUGUUAUUACCCUGGGCAACUUAAGAUCUUUGUUGAAACAGGACAGCAGCCCAGCCCCCAUUUUCAAUCAGGACCAGUUAAAGGAUGUGCUCCCCCCAGGAAGCCCACUGUGCUUGGGGGGAGAGGGUAGGUCGAGGGGACAUGUAGUGCCUAGAUGCCCAGAGUUUUGCUCACAUGCACCUAAAACUUCUGUGCAUUUUCUAGUAUUUUUGGAAAACUAACACUAGCAAUAGGUUGCAGAUUUUUUUUUUUAGACUGAUGUUAAUUUAUUUGGCAGGGGAAAGACAUUAGCAAAUG